GCGAUGCAUGGUUCAGGAGCUAGCUAGCUAGGCACACAAGCUCAACCAGUCAAUGGUGCACAUAACAACCAACUUGGGGGUGGUGAUGGCGGCCGCAGUGGUGGCGAUGCUGACGUCGCCGCUCCUUGCUGGAGCAGAAGUUUCUCCGGUGGAGGCGCAAGGGAUGCCCGACUGCGACAUCACCUGUGGCAACAUGAGCGUGCCGUACCCGUUCGGCAUGGGCCCAGCCCGGUGCUACUGGCCGGGGUUCAACCUCACCUGCGACCGCGCAAGCAACCCGCCGCGGUUGCUGCUCGGCGACGGCACCCUUCAAGUCCAAGAGUUGUCCCUCAUCCCGACAUUUGUGGCCGUCAUACGCAUCGGCGACAUAAAAGUCGACGACCUCGGUGACGGCACACUCGGUAGUGGUCUUACGACCGAUGGCCCCUAUGCAAUUUCAUCCAACCAGUUUAUCCUGGUGGGCUGCAACGUUCAUGCGACGCUCAAGAACGGCGACGUGACCAUGAGCAGUUGUUAUUCUCGCUGCAAAAAUGGUGAUGGACUCUCCCAGGCGCGGAACACACUCGAAGCAGGCAUGCAAUGCUCUGGCAAUGGCUGCUGCCAGUCGGACAUUAUCUUCAACCCUGCAGAGGUAGCAGAAAGGCUUGUCAACAGCACGUCCUACGACGUGCAUCUCAAAUGGUUCGGCUCGAACCGGAGCACGGAUCAGCAGUGGCCCGCACUUGUCUUCGUCGCAAGUAAAGGCUGGUUCAGCCAUACACCAGUCUUCCACGAGCUGUUACGAACAGACGGCCCUGCAUCAGUGGAUGGGAUGCAAGUUCCCUUUUUGCUGGACUGGGAGGUCGUUCGCCAUGGCGCAGAAUGCCCCAACGUCUGCAAGAGCAAGUACAGCGAGUGCACAAAGGGUAAGAGAGGCUACACAUGCUUCUGCAACGACGGCUACCAAGGGAAUCCCUACAUCACCGACGGAUGCAAAGAUAUCAACGAGUGCAGUGAUCUCGGAUGGUACGACAAAUGUUAUGGUGAUUGUAUCAAUUUGGAUGGAUCAUUUCAAUGCCGGUGUCCGCCAGGAACACAUGGCGAUGCUACCCUGCCCGGUGGCUGCCUCAUUCCCAUCUCACGUAACUGCAGCACGUUUUGCGGUGACGUAUACGUGCCGUACCCCUUCGGCAUUGGCGCCGCCCAUUGUUACUGGCCAGGGUUCAACCUUACCUGUAAUACAGGCCAACAACCAGCAAAGCUACUCCUCGUCCUCAGCGACCCCGACUUCGGCAUGGACAACAACUUCCAUGUAACGGAGAUCUCCCUCCGGACCAACACGGUGCGCAUACUCCGCACCAAUGCCAUCAUGCCUAUCCCCUCCGGCCAGUCAAGCACUGUGUCUUUCUUUGGCAACUACUCGGAGGCACCCUACUCGCUAUCGACUGGUAACGAGUUCAUCCUAUCGGGCUGCAACCUUUAUGUGAUGCUGAUCGGGAAUGACACCGAGGAUGUCAUCAGCGGUUGUGCCUCCUUCUGCCCCUCCAGCAUCAGUGAAACCUUCUUCGGGACGGUAUUGCAGCGAGCAAACAGAGGAAGAUACUGCAACGGCAUGGGCUGCUGCCAAGCGAAUAUCCCCAUGUCCUCCAACGGCUUGCCCACGUCGUUGAUGGUUGUCAAUAGGAACCGCGACCAGGAGUUGACGUCGCAGCCCGCGUACACACUAAUUGCAGAGGAGGGGUGGUUCGAUCAGCGACGGUUGUCCAAGGAAAUAGCAGGGCGGGAGAAAUACGAAAUAGCCAAGGUACAGGUUCCCCAAGUUCUGCAGUGGGAGGUUAUACAGGACUUACCGCGGCCUGAUGAUAUGACGGCACAUCCGGGCUGUCCAGUGGAGGUAGCCCGCAAGCUCUGCAAGAGCAAGAACAGCUACUGUAAACGAGGGAGCAGAGGCUAUUUAUGCCAGUUUAUGGAUGGCUACGACAAGCCGGGCAGCAACCCCUACCUUCCCGACGAAGAUGGACGCAUGCCCUUACCUAUAGGUUUAUACCUCUGCAUAGGAGUUGCUGUUGGGGCAGUCAUCAUACUAUUUGUUCUCGCUGGAUCCUUCACACAUAAGAAAUUCAAACAUCGAAGAGCGCAGAUGUUGAAACAGAAGUUCUUCGAAAAAAACCGUGGACAAUUGUUGCGACAAUUGGUAUCUCAAAGAGCGGAUAUUACAGAGAGAAUGAUUAUAACCUUAGACGAGCUUGAGAAGGCAACAAAUAAAUUUGAUAAAGCUCGUGAGCUUGGUGGUGGGGGGCAUGGUACGGUCUACAAAGGAAUUCUAUCAGAUCUCCAUGUUGUAGCCAUCAAGAAACCAAAGGCAGCGAUUCAAAAGGAGAUUGAUGAAUUCAUUAAUGAGGUUGCUAUCCUAUCACAGAUCAACCAUAGAAAUGUGGUAAAACUCUAUGGUUGUUGCCUUGAAACAGAGGUCCCCAUGUUGGUCUACGAGUUUAUAUCCAACGGCACUCUCUAUGAUCAUCUUCAUGUUGAUGGACCAAGAUCAUUGUCAUGGAAUGAUAGGCUACGGAUAGCAACUGAGACAGCCAGAUCUUUAGCCUAUCUUCACUCAACAGCUUCAGUACCGAUCAUCCAUAGAGAUAUCAAGUCUGUUAACAUACUUUUGGAUGAUACUCUAACAGCAAAGGUCGCAGACUUUGGAGCUUCAAGGUAUGUUCCGUUGGAUAGAUCAGGGAUCACAACAAGAGUGCAAGGUACAAGAGGAUAUCUGGACCCCGGGUAUUUCAAUACCGGGCGUCUCACGGAAAAAAGUGAUGUGUACAGCUUUGGUGUCUUGCUUCUGGAGUUGUUGACUAGAAAUAAACCAUUUUCAUACAUAUCUUCAGAAGAUGAAGGCCUUGUUACACAUUUUUCUGCCUUAUUCACACAAGGCAAAUUAUCAGAGAUACUAGAUCCGCAAGUUAUGGAAGAGGGAGGCAGUGACAUGGAAGAAGUCGCAGCGCUUGCAGCAAUGUGUAUUGCAUUAAGAGGAGAGGAUCGUCCGUCCAUGAAGCAAGUGGAGAUCAAACUCGAAGGCACUCAAGCAUCCAGGGGACAUGAGGGGGGUGGUGUAAGAAAUGGUCCAUGGACUGCAGAUGGAGGUAGGAGCCAGGUAUUGUCCAGGCAGUAUAGUAUGGAAGAGGAGUUCGCUUCAUCUGCAAGGUAUCCUCGGUAGUUCUGCUUAAGACCGAGCUCAUCAGUGCAUUAGUUGUAAACACCACAGUUUGGAUAUUCUCGUUUGCACUCAUUUCCCUUCUGCAUUUGGUCUCUUUGCUUCCAUGGCAGCUACUUUUCUUCAUCCUUUUUUUUCCCAAAUAAACUUAGUGUUAACACUCAGUGUAAUGUUAUAAACUUGUUGUAAUCGUGUGCUUAGCUAAAGCAAAAGAGUGUAAUGAGCUCGCUUUAUUC
Messenger RNA from Triticum aestivum (bread wheat), 3426 nucleotides. RefSeq names its product wall-associated receptor kinase 2. Gene Ontology annotation, biological process: protein phosphorylation; cell surface receptor signaling pathway. The record is from RefSeq and is a predicted model, not a curated record. Lineage: Eukaryota; Viridiplantae; Streptophyta; Magnoliopsida; Poales; Poaceae. The transcript has 5 exons. Gene Ontology annotation, cellular component: plasma membrane. The coding region runs from base 53 to 3193 and encodes 1046 amino acids. Gene Ontology annotation, molecular function: polysaccharide binding; calcium ion binding; ATP binding.